Messenger RNA from Orbicella faveolata, 1940 nucleotides. RefSeq names its product serine/arginine-rich splicing factor 5-like. Gene Ontology annotation, molecular function: mRNA binding. Gene Ontology annotation, cellular component: nucleus; cytoplasm. The record is from RefSeq and is a predicted model, not a curated record. Lineage: Eukaryota; Metazoa; Cnidaria; Anthozoa; Scleractinia; Merulinidae.
CACAUGUACAGCUUCCUCGUGAAUCGCCAUUUUGUUCGUGGGAGUUUGUGAGUAAGCUUCUUUUUUUCGUUCACGAAAUUUUAAGUGACGAAAAAUGUCUCGUGGCGGCACACGAGUUUACUUCGGAAGGCUUCCUAGAGAUACAAGGGAGAGAGAUCUAGAACGAUUUGUCCGCGGAUUUGGCAGAGUGCGCGAAGUUAGCAUCAAACUUGGAUAUGGUUUUGUGGAAUUCGAAGAUCCAAGAGACGCUGAUGACUGUGUUUAUGACUUAAAUGGAAGAGAACUUUUAGGGGAAAGAGUUGUUGUUGAACAUGCAAGAAAUCCAUCCAGAACCAUGGACUACGGUUACCGAAGCCAACCCAGCAGCAGUAGAACUCAGAGAAGAGGCCGCACACCCCCACUGAGAACAGAGCACAGGCUUGCUGUGGAAAAUCUCUCUUCACGGAUUAACUGGCAGGAUUUGAAGGAGUAUAUUUCGAAAGCAGGAGAAGUCACAUUUGCAGAUGCUCACAAGAGAAGGCAGGGAGAAGGAGUUGUGGAGUUCGCUAGCAAGGAAGACAUGAAGGCAGCUUUGAAAAAACUUGAUGAUACAGAAUUGAAUGGCAAGCGUAUCCGUCUCAAAAUAGAAAAGGUCAGAACGUCACGACGAUCACGCAGCCGCAGUCGAUCUCGCUCUCCAAAACGAAAAAAGAGAAGUCAUUCACGUUCACGCAGCCACUCCAAGUCACGUUCCAAAUCUCCAAAGAAGCGCCACCAUUCCUCAUCUCGUUCACGGUCACGCUCCAAGUCACGCAAGUCUAAAUCACGCUCACAGUCCAAAGAAAAAGAGCGAUCAAGAUCAAAGUCUGCUGAGGAAGAGGACAAGGAAUCUCCUGCAAAGAGUCCAGAAAAGGAAGAACAGGAGGAGGAAGNUGAAGGAGAUGCUGAAGCUGAUGGUGAGGAGAAGGAAGACAGUCCAGAGGCAGUUAAUGGGGAUGAAGAAAACGGUGAUGCUGAACAAGAAUUGGAGGUGGAGGAUGAAGUUGAAGAGGACUAAAUGACAUUUUUCUUCUUAUAACAAUAACAUUUAAGCCUGCAGUUUUAUGUAGAAAGAAAGGCAGUUUGGUCCCCAUUUGCAUAAUAUUUUACAUGUGAAAUGUUUUUGACUAUAAUUAGUGCUAACAUUGACACAGUUGAAUGACACAGUUGAAUGUUUGCAGCGUGUUUAUAGAAAGUAUCCAUGUACUAGAGAACUGUCUUUUUAUCAAGUGAACUUUCUUCAAAAUAUUGUAUUAUCUGUUGUACAAUGUGCAUGUAUGUGAAAUGCUUUUUUUUCGGUAAUAGAAACCACUAGUGACAUAUUCUUUUGUGAUUUCAAGAGCCACAAAUUUGUAGUGUGUGAAAAUAAGUGUGAUUAAUAACCAUUGAGUAAUAUGCCAUAAGAGUGAGGAGUUCCGAUCUUCUCGGUUUAUUUGGAGCUUUUUCAUAAUGCUUACUUUCAGCCCUUUCCACACAACCUGUUUAACAGGAUCCAAAGCUUGCUCCCCUGUGUCUUACAUAACCAUGUUUGUAAAUAUCUUAAUGUUGUAUGGCUGUUUCCCCAUUUCUAUCUUUCUUCCACUGUUGUUGUUGAAUUCUUUAGCUUUUCAUUAGGAUUUCACCGUAACUCACAACAAACUUGCCAAAUGAAGUUUCCCAGAGGUCCCUACAUCAACUUUAUUGAUGACUAUGUAAAAAUGUAGCUUAGUGAUAGGUCUCCCAAGUAUCUGCUCAUCUGUGAAACAUCACACCCAACACAAGGUAGAUUACAGGGUAUAGAUGAAUGGAAUUUAUGCACAUUUGUAUUCAGGAUUAUUUAGUUUUGAAUGUUUUACUUUUCAUUUGUACAUCAAUAUUGUAACAGUGAUGUCAAAAUUUGUAGAGCUCCCAUAUUCCCUUGGAAUUAAAGAGAUGUUCUUAUA